CUCGACAUCUUCAGGGAAGAUGAAUCCAUAAUACACAAUGCAUACAUAAAUACAAAAAUCGUUGGAGAUUUCGUAAACUUUGACAUUCCGCUCUGUGUCCUUUGUGUAAUAAUUCAUGUGGUAUUUUAAUGUGAAGACAACAGAUCUGUUAGAAGAGACUAAGAGGAUGAGUUCGGCUGUUUUGAAAUCAUCUACUGAGAGAAUGGAACGAGCUCCUGAUACAAAGGAUCAUGAUUCUGGAGAAAAUGACGAGAAUAACCGAAACGCCGAGAAUUCCUCGCAGGAGAAGAAGCAAUGGGCCCUCUCUGAUUUUUCAAUGGGGAAAAAAAUAGCCAAGGGUUCGUUUGGAAUCGUUUAUUCUGCAAAGGAAAAGCAUCAAGACGUCGUGGUUGCCAUGAAAAUUUUAUUCAAAACAGAAAUCGCCAAGACUGAGAUGAAGCAGCAAGUGCGAAAGGAAAUUGAAAUUCACACGCAUUUGAAUCAUCCAAACAUCCUGAGGAUGUACGGUUGGUUCCAAGACGAAAAGAGGAUCUUCAUGGUGAUGGAAUUGGCACCGGGUCGCGAUUUACUGACAAUAAUGAACAACAUCCCUAUCAAGAGGUUCAGCGAACCAGUAGCUGCUUCUUAUGUGAGCCAGUUGACAGAGGCGAUGAAGUACAUCCAUAAGAAGAGGAUAAUUCAUCGAGAUGUCAAGCUGGAAAACAUUGUCCUAGGGAAGGACAAUGUUCUGAAGUUGACGGACUUUGGAUGGGCUAUCCACACACCCACCUGUAAGUCCUUCGGGAUAAGUAAAGUACGUGGCAACAUGGCCCCUGAGAUGCUUCUCAAUAAACCAUACGACCAUGCUGUCGAUAUCUGGGCUAUUGGAGUCGUUGGAUUCCACUUGAUUACAGGAAUGUUUCCCUUUUUCGCGCGAGAUAAAGAGCACGUUGUCAAGAAAAUCACAAAUGUUGAGAUCGAGUUCCCCGAUCAAAGACCUUGCAGUGAUGAUGCUCGUGAUUUAAUUUCAAAGCUGAUUGUUUUCGACCCUGCUAAGAGACUGACUCUAGGACAAAUAUCAAAACACGAAUGGAUUUUGAAGAACCGUUGAGUAUCAGAAAUAUUUUAUUGAUGGUUACCAAAAAGUGUCAGUUAAAUUAUAUUAUCUAAUAAAGGUGAUGUUUUCUACU
Fopius arisanus is the source of this 1169-nucleotide messenger RNA. RefSeq names its product serine/threonine-protein kinase Aurora-2. NCBI's taxonomy places the organism in Eukaryota, Metazoa, Arthropoda, Insecta, Hymenoptera, Braconidae. Gene Ontology annotation, molecular function: protein kinase activity; ATP binding. The record is from RefSeq and is a predicted model, not a curated record. The coding region runs from base 116 to 1090 and encodes 324 amino acids. The transcript is spliced from 4 exons. Gene Ontology annotation, biological process: protein phosphorylation.